UAUUGUUUACUUCCGGCUGGUUAGCCCGGUCAGCAUAGAGCCGAAAGGUGAAGCCUCCUGAAACCACGAAACGCUGCUGAAUUAUUACCAGGACGACAUGAAACCUGCCGUGGACGAGAUGUUCCCGGAGGGAGCGGGACCGUACGUGGACCUGGACGAGGCAGGGGGCAGCAGCGGCCUGCUGAUGGACUUGGCAGCCAAUGAAAAGGCAGUUCACUCAGACUUUUUUAAUGACUUCGAGGAUCUGUUCGACGAUGACGACCUGCAGUGACGACGGCGCUCCGGAUACCUGCGGAAACCUGUGAACGUGUCUAUAAAGAGAAGAUGGGCUGAUUCCCCUGGUUUUGUACUGCCUCUCCUGUAGAAGCCCCUCAGCACCGUACUGAAAUAAAGUCUUUUUGUUUUUUUGUUUUUUUUUUUUUUGUGGAAACCACAAACGAACCAGGUGUCUGUGAAUUCUGUGGAUCCCUCACAUUCCAGCUUUGGAGAAAAUUAUGAGUAUGGUUUUGGUGGCGUCGUGUUUGAAUCUGCUCGCCGCCGGAUUGCAGGUUUGCGGGCUCCGAGAAACACCUGUUUUAGCAUACGUAAUUAUAUACGGCAUACAGUGUUAACAUGACCGCUGAAUGUUCAGCUGGGGCAUGAUGGGACAGGCAGGAGGCUGGAAAACACGUGGAAAUCCUCAAUAAACUGGACAAGCGAAGCGUUUGGGCCCAGGUACGAGCGUUGGAACUUGACAAAGCUUCAGCGUUCGGCUCCUGUUGUUACCGUCGGUCACUGCAAACUGUCUUUAUGGGCCUCACGUCAAAAAGACAAACUCAUCUCGCUGCCACAGAGCAUU
This is a messenger RNA of Salarias fasciatus (jewelled blenny), 838 nucleotides long. RefSeq names its product COP9 signalosome subunit 9 (gene cops9). The coding region runs from base 98 to 271 and encodes 57 amino acids. The record is from RefSeq and is a predicted model, not a curated record. The transcript is spliced from 3 exons. Lineage: Eukaryota; Metazoa; Chordata; Actinopteri; Blenniiformes; Blenniidae.